Molecule: messenger RNA, 1764 nt
Organism: Symbiodinium sp. CCMP2592
Lineage: Eukaryota; Dinophyceae; Suessiales; Symbiodiniaceae
Source: the annotation of a GenBank genome assembly
AUGCACCCGUGUAGCGGCCUUCACGAAGGCCCGGAUAAGAGAUCGCACGCAAAAGCUAUGGGCUGCACCUUCAAAUCUCUGAAGCUGAGGAGCCUGGGUCUCGCGCUGAGCACCCACGGCACAGCCACAUGCAGGGCACACCGAUGUCGAGGAGCACGGCGGAUCCGACGCCUCACCCUGCUCGCGUCGCCGCCGUCACCACCCGGAGCCGUGCCAGGGCUCGGCCACUUGCCGCUGAUUGGAUUAGGAGCUCUGGGUGUGCCCGGAGCUUUGCAGCCACAUGAGAUCAUGGGGAGUUUGGCUGAUGAUUUUGGCGACGUGAUGCUGCUGCGCUUCGGCACUUCAGACGUAGCUGUUCUGUCGUCACCGGGCGCUGUGGAGGAGGCGCUCUGUACAGAGCCGAUGGCAACUGCUGGGCGACCGUCGCUGCCUUCGGUUCGAAUCAAUGGCUUAUCUCAAGGUCUCUCGACAGCUCAGCCAGAUGAUGCCUGGCGCCAGAUGCGUGCCGUGCUCCUUCAGGAGGCCUUCGCCCCGCCUGCAGUGGCCCGGGCCCGGCCUGCGAUCCGCCGGGAAGCGCAAAGGCUGGUCCGGGCACUGGCGGCCGAAGCUGGCACAGUCGCGGAGGUGCGGUGCCAGCUGCGAACGGCGCUGACGUCGCUUUUGCUGCGCUGGGCGCUGGGCUUGGACUCUGCCUCUCGGCCGGAGGCCAAGGAGCUGGAGAGUCUUAUCGAAGACGCCUGGGCGACGCUGACUGACCCCGUCGUCACAGCCAGCGACUUCGUGGGCGUUGCAGCCCCGGGGGUCCUGGACCGCUUGCCGGAGCUUCGCCGGGAGCGCACACGGCUUCUGCGAUCUUUGAUCACCGAAAGACGGCGAAAUGCAGAACGGGAGCAGCGGGGGGAUUUCUUGGAGGCUCUGCUCCGAUCUCAAAAGAAGCACGGCUUCGGGGAGGACCUGAUUGUUGAGACCCUGGUGUCGCUUACCACUGCUGGCAUCAGCACGGUCGCGACAGCCCUCGAGUGGCUGCUCUUGCUGCUGGCUCGGGAUGAAGUUGCACAAGGCAAAGCUCGGGCGGAUGUUUGCCAGGGAGGCAGAGAGACGCCGUAUCUGGAAGCUUGCAUUCUGGAGACGCUGCGCUUGAAGACUCCGCUCUUCGUGCCGCGGAAGUGCCUCAAGCAAGUCGAGGUUUCGGGCUUCCAACUGCCCGAAGGAACCCUCCUUCUGCCGGACUCCUACAAAUUGGCACAUGAUCCGUCAGCGUGGGAGGCUCCGAAUGAAUUCCGACCCGAACGUUUCCUUGGCCCCGAUGCACCGAAGGCGCGGCCGGAAUUGAAGCCGAAGUGCCCCUUCGCUCAAGGCUGGGACUCCAGCUCCACACCCUUCAAAUACCUGCCCUUCGGUGUGGGAGCCCGCUUCUGUCCGGGCGCGACGCUGGCAGUGGAGCAGCUGCGGCUGUUUGCCGCCGAACUCCUCAUGGCCCUUCAGUGGCGUCCCGCUGGUAAUUUGGACCUCUCGGAGGCCUACUCCUUCACACUCACACCCGCUGCGCCUGCGCGGCUGAUCUUUGGAGCAGCGCCACGGAUGGACCGCAGACCUGCACAGAGAAAAACAAAAAAUGGGAGUUCAACUGUCUGCUUCAUGGUCGCGGCCAGUUUCAGGGCAAGGCAAAGCGAGGACGGUGCUUGUAUUCUUGUCAGGAAUGUCGUGUUUCAGGUGGGCUUCUCUGAACAACUCAGUGUCAGACAGAAGGGGAAUGCCUUGUAG